GCCGCGCGCGCGCCAUGCUUCGAUUGCAUCGGCGAAGCAUGGCCAAGUUAUGCGCUGUCGCGUGCCUUCUGUCCGUGGCGUCGUCGUUCGUGGUCCCGCGCAGCGCGCGCUCCCAGACCCUCGUCGUGCGCUCCAAGACCUACGACGACGAGACGGACGUGAACGUGCUCAUGACGGCGCUCAACGCCGCCGUCGCCCGCGAGGACUUCCGGGAGGCGUCGAGCUGCAAGAAGCGGCUCGACGCUUUGCGGGGCGGCGCGGCCGCGGCGGCGCCGCAGGCGGGCGACUGGGAGCAGGAGGGCGCGCCGCGGUGGCUCCAGCGGCGGCUGAGGGACUUGGGCAUGCGGUUCCCGACGCCCGUCCAGGCCGCGGCCGUCCGCGAGGUCGCCGGCAACGGCGGCGACUGCGUCAUCGCGGCGCCGACGGGCAGCGGCAAGACCCUGGCCUUCCUCGUGCCCCUGCUCGGCGCCGUGGAGGGCGAGAUGAUGCGCCGCGAGCGGCGCCAGCUCGAGGCGAGUUCAAACCUCGGCCUGCUCACGCCCGCGGCGGCGAUGGCGGCCUUCUCGCCGGCGCUCUGGACGUCGGCGCAGGUGUCGCCGCCGAGCCGGCCGCCCCAGUUCGGCCCGCGGCGCGGCGCGCCGCUCGCGCUCGUCCUCGCGCCGAGUCGGGCGCUCGCGGUGCAGCUGGCGACGGCGACGUUCAGUUUGGUCGGCGGCACGAACCGCAACAAGGGCUCCUACUUCCCCGGCGACAAGGCGUCGCUGUUCGCCUACGAGGGCCCCAAGGGCGCGCGCGUCGUCGCGCUCGCGUCCGACGGCGACGCGGAGCGCGCGGUCCGCGCCGCGCGGAGCCGGAGGGACGGCGCGUACAAGCGCGCGCUCGCGGACGGCCUCGUCUUCGACGAGGGCCGCGUGCGGCCCGUCGACGAGACCCAGUUCGACGACCUCGAGGACUGCGACGUGCUCGUCGCCGACGCGCGGACGCUGCUGGACGCGCUCGACAGGGCAGCAAAAGAGAGCGAAAUUCCCAACUUCAAAGGCUCAUAUCUCGGCCGUUUUCCACUCGCGCUCGAGGACGCGCCGGACCUCUUCGACGCGAGCGCGCUGCGCCUCGUCGCCGUCGACGAGGCCGACGCGAUCGCCCGCGAGGCGCGCGACGUGCUCGACCGGCUCGGCGACCCGCCGGGCGCCGCGCGCCUGCUCGUGGGCGCGUCGCUCGACGGCAGCGAGGCCGCCGCGCUCGCGCGCGGCGGCCCCCUCGCGGCGCCGGCGAGCCUCGACCACCGCUUCAUGGGCGUGGAAGACUACCGGCUCCCCCUCGUGCUCGCGCGGUCCCUCCGGCGGGACCUGGCGGACUGGGAGGCGGCGGGGUCGCCGCCGCCGCGGCCGCGCGCCGUCGUCUUCGCGCGCGACGAGGCCGGCGCGCGCGCGCUCGCGGACCCACUGCGCACGGCGCUCUGGGGCGCCCACGCCGUGGCGGCGCUGCUGCCGGAGACGGGCGGCGCGCCCCUCGAGGCCGCGGCGUCCUUCGGCCGCGCGGGCGCCGAGUCGGGCGACGACUUCGCGGCCGUCGCGGCCGUCAACGCGGCGACGCUGCUCGUGACGGUGCCUUCGGCCGCGCGGGGCCUCGACUUCCCCAACGUGUCCCACGUCUACGCCGUCGGCGCGCCGCCGGGCGACGGCCGCGACGCCGCGGCGACCUACGCGCACGUCGCGGGGAGGUGCGGCCGCGUGGGCCAGGCGGCCCGCGGCGUCGUCACGACGCUCGGCGGCGACGACGACCGCGCGGCGCUCGAGGGCGUGCUGCGGGACCACUUCGAGGGCGUCGAGGUCGCGGACGCGGCGCCGCCGCCGUCCCUCGCGGACGAGCCCCUCCCGGACGAGCCCCUCCCGGGCGCGGGCGCGGACGCGGACGCGCAGCGCGCCUACCUCGAGGACGUCUUCGCCCUGCGCGACGUCGACGACGGCGGCGGCGACUAAUUAGCCUAGGCCGA
Molecule: messenger RNA, 1993 nt
Organism: Aureococcus anophagefferens
Lineage: Eukaryota; Pelagophyceae; Pelagomonadales; Pelagomonadaceae
Product: expressed protein
Exons: 3
Coding region: 15-1979 (654 amino acids)
Molecular function (GO): nucleic acid binding; ATP binding; RNA helicase activity
Source: RefSeq, a predicted model, not a curated record